This is a messenger RNA of Scophthalmus maximus (turbot), 3183 nucleotides long. RefSeq lists its product as uncharacterized. The coding region runs from base 64 to 2751 and encodes 895 amino acids. The record is from RefSeq and is a predicted model, not a curated record. The transcript is spliced from 7 exons. Lineage: Eukaryota; Metazoa; Chordata; Actinopteri; Pleuronectiformes; Scophthalmidae.
GAAAUGUAGUUUUGUUUUUAAACUGGUCAAACCUCCCGUCAGUAGGGGGGCGGUAACGCUCUUAUGAGCUGGUUUACAAACCGACAACAAAAAUUCAGAGAAGAAGAAGAAGAAGAAGGAGGCAGAGAAGAAGAAGAAGGAGAAGGGGUCCUCCGUUACCGUGGAGACCGCUGUCAUCAGGGGGGCACACAAGCUGACGUUGCCAUGGCGAACAGCACGGAGCUCCACGCUCCAGACCAGAGCUCUUCUCCGGAGGAGGAAGAGGCGGCGGCGAAGAAACCGGCUGGCCGCCGGCCCCGCCGGCGAGCUGCCGUCACGCUGGGGAGGCGCAGCCAGAGAGGCAAGAAGCGUGGCCCCCCCGUCGACAAGCGGCGGGGGGGCCCGGGCGAGAAGCGGCGCGGUCAGAAGGAGAAGCGGCGCGGUCAGGAGGAGAAGAAGGAGGGCGUGACGGUGAAGAGGAUGUGGAGCGGCGGCAAGCGGCAGUACUGCGUGUUCUGUCGGCGGCCACAGGUGAAGAUCGCCCGUCACCUGCUGCGGAAGCACACGGACGAAGCGGAGGUGACGGCCGCCAGCACGCUGCCAACGGGCUCUAAACAACGCCACCUGCUGCUGGAGCACCUGCGCUGCCGGGGCAACUACCUGCACAACAUCGAGGUGAUCCGACAGGGCAGCGGGGAGAUCGUCCCAUGUCGCCAGCCCUCGGAGGAGGUUGAUGCGAGGAACUACCUGCCGUGUCCGCUCUGCCUCGGCUUCUUCCUCCGCUCGGAUCUGUGGAAACAUCAGGCGUCCUGUCGCAAGAAGCUGGCGUCUGACUCCUCCAAGAACGCCGCCUUAACAGCAGAGACCACCUCGGAGCCCGUAAAGGACACCACCUCCGACUCCUCCAGUAAUCCCUUCUGUGAUCGGACAGACGGUGAGACCCCCGGCUCCGCGGAGGACACGCCACCACCGGACCCCCCAGGAGACACAAUUGCAGCGGAACAGAGCGGGACCUCUGAGACUGUGUCCAAACGGCCAAUUACCGCUGAACCCAGUGGGGAUCAGAAUGCAGCCUCUGACUCCGGCACAGACCAGCCAAGGAAGCGCAGUAGGGUCCAAGCAGCAGCGUCCCGCCUCCUUCCGAUUUCCGGCGGUGCGUCGGAGAGCUGCAGCGAAGUCCUGCACCGCAUGAACCAGGACCACAUCUCACAUCAGGUCAAAUCUGAUUGGUUAAUCUGCAAAUAUGGAAAUAAGUUGAUGGGGAACCAAGACGGCAGCCAGAAGAGGUACGACUACGUCAGUCAGAAACUGAGGGAGCUCGGGAGGUUCCUCCUGGCAGCCAAAUCUCUGGACUCUGAUGUCCACACGCUGCUCGAUGUCCUGGCCCCGGGCCGCCUCAGCCUGGCGCUGGCCGCCGCUAGGAAGGCGUCCGGGUACCGGUGGAGUCGCCCUCCGCUGGCGGUGAAGACAACACUGAAGACGGUUUGUGAGAUUGCCAUCGGGGAGAGUUUGCAGGACGGAGACUGGGAGGCGGCAGCCAAAACCACCGACUUCUACCACAUGCUGGGAAGAGAGUGGGACAACCUUGGGCUGCUGAACCCCGACCCUGACACAGUCGCUCCUGAAGGCGGAGCAAAGACAAAGAAGCGACUGGUCCAAUCACGGAACGAAAAGAAGUUGUGUCAAGAGGCAGACGCAAGUCCAGAGGUUCCAUCAAACAGCAGUAACAGACCUGUGAGCUCCAUGGUUCCACCAGAGUCCAGGCUGCAGGCUCCAGGUACAGUCCCCGUUGCUCCCAGGAAGGUCCGGCGCCGCCCGUGGUCGUCUGCGGAGAAGGAGGCCAUCUGGAGACAGCUGGGGGUCCACGUGCUGGUGCAGACCGUGCCGGGGAAGGAGGUCUGUCAGCGCUGUCUGGACCUGGAGCCGGUCCUCAGGGGGCGACACUGGAAAGACAUAAAGAACCAGGUCCACAACCAAAUCCAGAGCCAGAAGAAGCAGCAGUUCCAUGCCCAGAUGGACCUUCAGGAGAACCAGGAACAACCGAACCAGGAACAACCUGACCCAGUCCAAAACCAGAAGAAGCAGCACCAGCAGCACUACCAGGCCCAACUAGACCAACAAGGAAAGGACCACACCGAGAACCAGAAGAAACAGCAGUACCAUGGCCAGAUGAAUCAACAUGGCCAGGACAACAUUCAGAAUCAGAAGAAACCGGAGUACCACAUCCAGAUGGACCACCAGGACCAGGGCAACAUUCAGAAUCAGAAGAAACAGCAUUAUAAUGUUCAGAUGGACCACCAGGACCAGGACAACAUUCAGAAUCAGAAGAAACAGCAUUAUCAUGUUCAGAUGGACCACCAGGACCACCUCCAAAUUCACAAAAAGCAACUGUGCCAUGCCAGACUAGACCACCAGGACCACAUUCAGGUCCACAAGAAGCAGCUCUACCAGAUGGACCAGCAGAGCCAGGGACUGCAGUCCACACUGGACCGGGACACGUCUCUACUGACGGGCACGACAUACGGGCCCGAUGGGGCUCAUCGAGCCCCGGGACUCUCGCUUGUGGAGCGCGACCUCGUCAUCAGUCCAUAUCCACUUCCGCACAGAGCCCCGGGGCCUCACAUGGACCAGCUGCUGUCCAGGACAGAGUGGACCGAUGAGGCUCUGGCCCAGAACUACCCAGUCAGCAGGCAGCUGGCCAGGAACCUGCUCCAGGAUCCGCCCACAGGAGGACCCCCGCCCAAUCCACACUCUGGACAUGUCCACUUCUGAGGGACUGCCCCCCCCCCCCAUGAGAUGUAAUGCUUCCUUAUACUGAUCACCUGUCCCUAAACUUCUGGUACAAAAUAAAAUCGACCUUUUCCAUCACAGGAACGUAACAACCUGUAGCUUUCUGUUAACUUAACUUCGCUGAGGUUUAAGGUCACCACAUUCCAAUCACGUUUCUCACAUCCAGUCCGAGUUCUUUAAUACCGCGUGCGUCUGCUAACUCCAAAUCCAAUUUGAUACCGAAACGUGGAUUUUAAAAAUGACGUGAAGAAGAGAUGUGGGUCCAUCUCUGUCGAAGUUGCCGGAAAUGACAGACACUCUGACUGUACAGUGGUGUUAACAGUUGUUGCUUCACUUACUCGUAAACAACGUGAGGUCGAGUACCGACACACAAACAAACCAAUUAACCAUAUUAAAUUUUCACUUGUUGUUGAA